Molecule: messenger RNA, 657 nt
Organism: Blumeria graminis f. sp. triticale
Lineage: Eukaryota; Fungi; Ascomycota; Leotiomycetes; Helotiales; Erysiphaceae
Source: the annotation of a GenBank genome assembly
AUGGGAAGCCAAACUAUGACUCUCAAGUUGAUUCUCAGUAAUGCAAGUCAACCAUCAUCCUCUUCACCCUGCGAACCCGAUUUUCUCCUCGUGCUGAUUGAAGCUCUAAAUAUACAUCUUCCAUAUCCGAUCGAAUACACUGGUGACCCCACGCAAGAUGUAUCUCAUCUAAGCACUCAACUAGACCUUGCAACACGGAGCUAUUUCCUGAAGAAUUAUUCAUACAAAUUCAGCAGCAAUCCUCUCCCAAGGCGUCUAUCCAAGCCCUCCAAGCCCUUCGCUUUUACAGAUUUAUUCAGCUGCCCAACCUCUACCCCCCAACUCAUCGAUGCCCACAUUCUUACGCGCGGCCUCUCAGUAAAUAAUAAUAUACCGCGCCCGUAUGCGAAUUUAAUUGCCGCUGAUCUAUACGCUGCCAUGAAGAAAUGCCUAUGCACCAGUCCUGCACAAGAUUGGCAGGUCCAAGUCUACCAUCGAAUCUACAGCGAGGACCUAGGUAUUUUACCUAACUGGGCCAUUGAUGCUGUCUGGCUCUGGAAAGUGGUCAUAGCCGUAGAUUGGCGAAAGUCUCCGUCGAUCCGCAGAAAAUUUCUACUUCUCAACUACGCCGGAGUGGCCUAUGCAACCAAAGAGAUGCCAGACCCAUACGCUGAAUGA